GUUAGUAAGGCGGGAAAAGUUCCCGCCUACAUCACCAAAAUAUUUUCAGACGCUAAUAAGCUGGCGAGCGGUGGCGGCGGCGGUCGCGGGCUGUUCUGCUACCACUGCCCGCCGAGCUUGCCGCCGCACCAGCACCGCCUGCCAACCCUGGAGUAUCCCUUCACGGCCUCACACCCCUAUACAAGCUAUUCUUACCAUCCGGCGAUACACGAUGACACAUUCGUGCGACGGAAACAAAGAAGAAAUCGGACAACGUUCACCCUACAACAGUUGGAAGAGCUGGAGACGGCGUUUGCCCAAACGCAUUACCCUGACGUGUUUACUAGAGAGGACCUCGCUCUCAAAAUUAAUCUCACUGAAGCUAGAGUACAGGUAUGGUUUCAAAACCGCCGUGCGAAGUGGCGGAAAGCGGAGCGAUUAAAGGAAGAACAGAGGAAGCGAGAAGGAGUUGAUGUUAUGGCGAAAAGGGAUCCUAAUGAUGAUAAGGGAUCCUCGGAGUGCGGUAUGUCUAGAGGGUCAGGAGAAGUGUCGCCUAUGUCAGGUGCAGGUUCCCCCCGCGCCUCACCUCCGGUAUCUCCUGGAUCUCCGCGUCGCUCGCCGCUCCGUUCACCGCGCCGCUCACCUAAUAGGUCCCCACGUUUAGAAAGAUCAGAAGCAAGUCCUUCACCAGCUCCAUCAGUAGGUAGCGCUGGAUCAAGGGAAGCGCCGCCCGAACACAGACCACCGCAUCACAUCUUUUCCCCUUUUGACCAUACCGGGGCCUACCGCUCGUCGACGGCGGGUUCGGACGCGCCCCCCGCACCUCCGCUCUUCCUACCCCCGCACCUCUCGCAUCUAUCGCAGCAUCUCAACCAUUUGUCGCAACCCUUCUUCCCCUUGAAAGGUUGGGGUGCCCCCUGUCCCUGCUGCCCCAAAGAAGAGGCACGUUCAACGAGCGUAGCCGAACUCAGACGCAAAGCACACGAGCACUCAGCAGCCUUAUUGCAAUCUCUCGCCAACUUCCAAUCAAGAGCUCUUCUGCCGUUACCACUACAUCUUCCCCCCCUAUCGCUGUCUCUCUUACCACAUGAUGCACAGCCAUCAACCACGCAGGCGGAGCCGCAGAAACAUAUAGAAUAAUAAUCCUUGUAUCUCAUUGAUUCCAAAAUGGAUCUGUUUCAAUCGGUCAACUAUUUCAGACGAUAAUUCUAAUAAAUAUAAAAUUUCAUAUUUGGUAGUUGGUUAAUUAUAUUUGCGCUUUAUUGCAAUCUAAUAGUGAAUACAUUAUCUAAUAUUUUUUUCAUCCAAUACAUAUCUAGUUCAUUGCGAUAUAUUUAUUGUUUUGUAAGGGAAUCUACUAUUUCUUUAUCCAAAAUAGUGUUUUAAAAUAUUAGUUAUUCAAAUUACUUCCUUCGCUGACUUGACAUUUAUAGUUGGUCGUCACAAAUACUCCUAGAUAGAGACAACAAAGAAAGAUACAGUAAUAAUAUCAGAAAUAACUAUAAUAGUUCAUCAACUAUUAUGAACAGUUGUGAACAG
Messenger RNA from Pieris napi, 1518 nucleotides. RefSeq names its product WAS/WASL-interacting protein family member 1-like (gene Drgx). The record is from RefSeq and is a predicted model, not a curated record. Bases 457 to 1119 code for a protein of 220 amino acids. Lineage: Eukaryota; Metazoa; Arthropoda; Insecta; Lepidoptera; Pieridae. The transcript is spliced from 9 exons.